CGCGGGGAGUGCGGCUCCGGUCCGCGCCGGGCGCGGUUGUCAUUGGGCUCCAGGGAGCGGCGGCGGCGGUGGCAGCGGGUGUCCGGAGUCGGCAUGGCGGGCGCGUUGGUGCGGAAAGCGGCGGACUAUGCCCGAAGCAAGGAGUUCCGGGACUACCUCAUGAGCACGCAUUUUUGGGGACCAGUAGCCAACUGGGGUCUCCCCAUUGCUGCCAUCAAUGACAUGAAAAAGUCUCCCGAGAUCAUCAGUGGUCGGAUGACAUUUGCCCUCUGUUGUUAUUCUUUGACAUUCAUGAGAUUUGCCUACAAGGUACAACCUCGAAACUGGCUUCUGUUUGCGUGCCAUGUAACAAAUGAAGUAGCCCAGCUCAUUCAGGGAGGACGGCUUAUCAAACACAAAAUGACUAAAAAGGCAUCUGCCUAACAAUGGAAAAUAAAGAACAUGCUUUUUGAAGGGACAGCAUUACCACCUACUGCUGCUGAGUCACAGAUUCCAUCAUCACAAAUAGUCUUGCUAAGGAAAAAUAUGCUGUAUGCUAUUUUUAUUAACCAGACUAUUUUUAUAGAAAUAGCUGAGAGGAUCUAAACCAACUCUCUGCUACCUUACAGAUACUGGAUAUUUUCUCUUCAUAAAGAAUGGCUUUUAAAAUAUGCAAUUAGUUUAAUAAUUUUCAUUGAUGGCUUUAUCUGCCAUAAUAUGUAUAUUAUCUAUUAGAAUUUCCUUGGUGAAAAACUGAAGAGAACAAAAUUUAUGAUUACUUUGCAUUUAAGGACUCAGAAUUUUUGACAUUUUCUUUGAUGACCACAAGACAACCAAAGGCUGUCCUCAGGCCUAAAAUCUUAUUUCCAGUGUUUGAAAAAUUUAUCUGUGUAUUUCCAUGCAGUGUGUAUAUUGAAAUGCUGUAACUUAAAGGCAAUAAAUGAUUUAAAUAUUUCCUAAAUA
Choloepus didactylus (southern two-toed sloth) is the source of this 942-nucleotide messenger RNA. RefSeq names its product mitochondrial pyruvate carrier 1 (gene MPC1). NCBI's taxonomy places the organism in Eukaryota, Metazoa, Chordata, Mammalia, Pilosa, Megalonychidae. Gene Ontology annotation, cellular component: mitochondrial inner membrane. Bases 94 to 423 code for a protein of 109 amino acids. The transcript is spliced from 5 exons. Gene Ontology annotation, biological process: pyruvate import into mitochondria. The record is from RefSeq and is a predicted model, not a curated record.